CAGUCGGCAUUUGACAAUCGAGUGUUGCAUAUACGACGAUUUAUUUCAAUUAGACCACGAUGUGAGGAUAAUUAAAUUACCCAACCACUUCUGCAUGCUCGUGCGUUCGCCGUGUCUUUGAUUGUGCCUCAACACGCCAAGUUUGUUAAAUUAAGGAUCCCGCAGAUGAAUUGGUGAUCUCUAUAAUUUAAUUACAAUUAGCAUUUUGGUGAAAGCACACACGGAGUAAUUCAAUUAAUUUUCCGCGAUAAGUGAGAGCACGUCUUAGGAGGAGAUCCGUGAGAACGCAGCGGUUUUUCUUAUUCUUUCUUUUUUUCGCGCGCGUGGGAAUGCUAAAUUAUCCUGGUAGCGAUGGGGAGUACCCCAUGAAUGGUGUCUACCCAGUGGCACCAGUAUCCUGCCAGCCAUCGGUGAAUUUUCACGGACAAGAGAGGAAUUUCCCCAGCAGUGAUCAAGUGACGAGUGUUAGUGGUGAUCAGGGAUAUAUUUUCCCAUCGAAAGGAUCGGAGAAUGUUAAGAGAUUCUCCGUGAAUAAUCUCCUUCAAUUGGCAAAUUGUACAAAUACCGAUCCCAGGACGACAGACGACCAGAGUGGCUACACACAGUUGCCGGAAUCAUCAACUAGUAGCGGCGGGAAGAAGCCACGGAGGAACAGAACAACAUUCACCAGCAAUCAACUCACGGCGCUCGAGAAGAUCUUUGAGAGAACUCACUACCCCGAUGCCUUCGUGAGGGAGGAAUUGGCCACAAAGGUUGGCCUCAGUGAGGCUAGAGUUCAAGUUUGGUUCCAAAAUCGUCGUGCAAAGUUCCGUCGGAAUGAGCGAAGUGCCUCUGGGUGCCGUUCAUCCGUCACUCCGAGUGUCCCAAUCCUGCCCCAUAAGCCAGCAAUCCCGCUCCUGCCAAGCUCAGAGAAGACUACGGGAAAUCACCAAUCACCCGUGGAGAUGAAUCACUUCCCUGCCUCACAAAUGCCCACUGUGCCUACCUCCAGGCGAAUUUCUGCAAUUCAAACGUUGCCGCUCCAAUGUCCAGCUACCAGCACGGAUUUAUGGGAUUGAGGCAUAAAUCUCACACCUACUCAUCACUCUAGGCAGGAUCCUGAAGAGCCAAAGAAAGGCACAAAUUGAGGAACUUUUGGGAGGCAAUUCAGAGAGAAAGAAGUUUGAUCUGUGAAUGCCAUUUAAUUGCAAAUAGAUAAUAAAUAAAUUUUUAACAUCUUUUAGAGGGACAAUGCUGGUGGAUUGAAUAAAAAAAUAGACAUUUCGC
Lutzomyia longipalpis is the source of this 1266-nucleotide messenger RNA. RefSeq names its product paired mesoderm homeobox protein 2-like. Gene Ontology annotation, biological process: regulation of transcription by RNA polymerase II. The record is from RefSeq and is a predicted model, not a curated record. NCBI's taxonomy places the organism in Eukaryota, Metazoa, Arthropoda, Insecta, Diptera, Psychodidae. The coding region runs from base 330 to 1058 and encodes 242 amino acids. Gene Ontology annotation, molecular function: DNA-binding transcription factor activity, RNA polymerase II-specific; RNA polymerase II transcription regulatory region sequence-specific DNA binding. The transcript has 3 exons.